ACCAACUCUAAGUUCUCUUGAUACUACUGAUCUCUACUCAUACCUUGGUAUACUAGCUAAAGAUGUGGUCUGUUUGGCUUUCUGUCAUUAGCUUGCUUAUAGUGAUUGCCACGAACUGGCUCUAUAGGUGGAGGAACCCAAAGUGUAAUGGAAAACUACCUCCAGGCUCUAUGGGCUUGCCACUAAUUGGGGAGACCCUUUCUUUUCUUGUCUCAAACAAGUCAAUAGACAUGCCACCUUUUAUCAAGAAAAGGAUGAAGCAAUAUGGGCCAAUAUUUCGGACAAGCUUGGCAGGACGACCAGUUGUGAUAUCAUCUGAUCCUGAAUUCAACCAUUAUGUUUUUCAACAAGAAGGAAAAUUGGUUGAACGUUGGUACAUGGACUCUUUUGCAAAAAUUCUUAACGAAGAUGCUACAAGAAUUAGUGCUCAAACAAACAUUCAUAAGUACCUUCGGAACCGAAUCUUGGGUCACUUUGGUCCCGAAGUUCUCAAGGACAAGAUGCUACCAAAGUUGGAGGAUGCGAUGGAUCAAAGGUUGCAGGGUUGGUCUAAGCUAUCCAGUUUAGAAGUGAAGAAAAGCACAUCAGCUAUGAUCUUUGAUUUUACAGCAAAGCAGUUAUUCAGUUAUGAGCCAGAGAAAGCAAAGGAAAAUAUUGCUGAAUCUUUUACUAACUUCUUGCAAGGACUUAUGUCAUUCCCUAUUAAUAUCCCUGGAACUGCCUAUCAUAGAUGUCUACGAAACCAAAAGAAGGCAAUCAACUUGAUAACUACGAUGUUUGAAGAAAGAAAACGUAAUCCUGAAAUUCGCAAAGGAGAUUUUCUUGAUCAGAUUUUGGCAGACAUGAAAACAGAGACAUUCUUUACUGAUAAUUUCGUCAUCUAUACGAUGUUUGGGCUUCUCCUUGCGAGCUUUGAGACUAUAUCUUCAACUCUUACUUUGGCCAUCAAGUUAAUUAAUGAUCACCCAAAAGUGGUGCAAGCAUUAACGGAGGAGCAUGAAGCAAUUCUUAAGAACAGAGAAGAUGUCAAUUCUGGACUCAUAUGGAAGGAAUACAAAUCCAUGACUUUUACUCAUAAUGUUACCAAUGAAGCACUAAGGCUUGGUAGUGUUGCUCCUGGGUUUCUGAGAAGAACCAUCCAAGACAUCCAAAUAAAUGGGUAUACAAUUCCAAAAGGUUGGGCACUUAUGGUGGUUCCUGCUGCCCUUCAACUGAACCCAAAGACUUAUGAGGAUCCUCUUGCCUUCAAUCCAUGGCGUUGGCAGGACAUCUCAGCAAACGUCACAGCAAAAAACUUCAUACCAUUCGGGGCGGGCAUGACUUCAUGUGCAGGGGCCGACUUCAGCAAGGUUCUAAUGGCUGUUUUCCUUCAUGUCUUGUUCACUAAAUACAGGUGGACAACAAUCAAGGGUGGGGAGGUGAUUCGCUCUCCUACUUUAGGAUUUGGUGAUGGUUUUUACAUUCAAGUUUCAGCAAAGCAUGGAUGAUGAUAGAAAUUAAUAUACACUCGAUCAAGUGAAUCACAGAGUAUCACGACCAUAUUCUGGAAUCUGGACGCUAUAUUAUGAAAUAAAUAAAUAAAAACUAUCCCUAGUCCUAGAAAAUCACAGUUUUCAAAUAUAUGUUAAUAAAGUUGAUGAUUGUCAUCCUUUGUCGUUUGGUUACUUUGGUAGAUAUGAUCUUUCUGUAAGACAACUGGUGCCGUAUGGAACAACCAAACCAUCUACGUGUUGAGUACAGAAAAAAAAUAAGGUUGUUAUAUAUGUCUUUCAAUUACAAUAAAUAAAAAGUUGCUUUUAGUAUUA
This is a messenger RNA of Quercus lobata, 1805 nucleotides long. Its product is annotated as cytochrome P450 87A3-like. Bases 63 to 1487 code for a protein of 474 amino acids. The transcript has 9 exons. The record is from RefSeq and is a predicted model, not a curated record. Gene Ontology annotation, biological process: multicellular organism development; brassinosteroid homeostasis; brassinosteroid biosynthetic process. NCBI's taxonomy places the organism in Eukaryota, Viridiplantae, Streptophyta, Magnoliopsida, Fagales, Fagaceae. Gene Ontology annotation, molecular function: monooxygenase activity; iron ion binding; oxidoreductase activity, acting on paired donors, with incorporation or reduction of molecular oxygen.